AUGGCGAGCGUCGUGGUUGUACGGGAGAGCUCCGGGGUGGAGAACGGGGGUUCGCAUGUGAACGGAGAGCUGGAGGAGGAUGAAGUGGCGGCUGCAGGGGACAGCACGGCCGCCAAGAAGAAGAGAAAGAAGAAGAAGAAGAAAGCCGGACAAGAGCCCGAGAAAGAAGCCGGCGCCGCAGCCCCCGUCAUUGAUGAGGUGACGAAACAGCUGGACAAGCAGACCCUGGAAAACAAGGACGAGGAGGAGGAAGAUGGCGAAGGUGAAGGAGAUGGUGGGAAGAAGAAGAAGAAAAAGAAGAAGAAGAAAGGAGCCAAAUGUCAAACAGACCCGCCAUCUAUUCCAAUUUGUGAUCUCUAUACAAAUGGUGUGUUCCCCAAAGGACAGGAAUGCGAGUAUCCUCCUUCUCAGGAUGGACGCUCUGCUGCGUGGAGGACAACCAGUGAUGAAAAGAAGGCACUGGACCAGGCCAGUGAGGAGAUAUGGACAGACUUUAGACAAGCUGCUGAAGCUCAUAGACAAGUGAGGAAGUAUGUCAUGAGUUGGAUCAAGCCAGGCAUGACCAUGAUUGAAAUCUGUGAAAAGCUGGAAGACUGCUCUCGCAAGCUUAUCAAGGAAAAUGGACUGUAUGCCGGCCUUGCGUUCCCCACAGGCUGCUCCUUAAACAACUGUGCAGCCCACUACACUCCUAAUGCUGGUGAUACCACCGUCCUGCAAUAUGAUGAUGUCUGCAAAAUUGAUUUUGGAACCCAUAUCAAUGGUCGUAUAAUUGACUGUGCUUUCACUGUAACCUUCAAUCCAAAGUAUGACAAGUUGCUAGAGGCUGUCAAAGAUGCAACAAACACUGGGAUAAAGUGUUCUGGCAUUGAUGUGCGCUUAUGUGAUGUUGGUGAAGCAGUCCAAGAAGUUAUGGAGUCAUAUGAGGUUGAAAUUGAAGGCAAGACUUAUCAAGUGAAACCAAUACGGAAUUUGAAUGGCCAUUCCAUUGGACCUUACAGAAUACAUGGUGGAAAAACUGUACCCAUUGUGAAAGGUGGAGAAGCAACACGAAUGGAGGAAGGUGAGGUGUACGCAAUAGAAACAUUCGGCAGUACUGGAAAGGGGGUUGUUCAUGAUGACAUGGAAUGUUCUCACUACAUGAAGAACUUUGAUGUGGGACAUGUGCCAAUUAGGCUUCCACGAGCAAAACACUUGCUGAAUGUCAUCAAUGAGAAUUUUGGCACUCUUGCUUUCUGCCGCAGAUGGCUAGAUCGUCUUGGAGAGAGUAAAUACUUAAUGGCACUAAAGAACCUGUGUGAUUUGGGUAUAGUAGACCCCUACCCACCACUCUGUGACAUCAAAGGCUCUUACACAGCACAAUUUGAGCACACCAUACUAUUGCGCCCAACCUGCAAGGAAGUUGUGAGCAGAGGAGAUGAUUAUUAAAGCUAUGGUAGAACCUGGUGCUGUCUCUUUAAAUACGCUUCUGUCGAAGCCCAUUGUGUGAUAUGCGGAAGGAAAAAAAGGCUUUAAUUCUUCUAUCUGGAAAUGGAAUGAAUGUGGUAUAGCUUUACUAACCAACUGGCAAGAUUCCAUUUCAGGAGAAAUAAUUCUCAUGGUUUAGCUUACUGGUUUAGGGGAAUAUGUAAUGUUACAGUUUACUUUUAAAACUUUUACAUUUAAGAGGCUUUUGAAAUAUUUAUAUUCACUUAAAUUGCCACAAGUUUCUUGAACUUGAUUCUGCAAGUACUAGCAUUGCAUUUUAAUUCCCUGGAAACCAUUUUGUAAAAAAUAAAGUUGACUUUUCUGUUCUAAA
This is a messenger RNA of Bufo bufo (common toad), 1795 nucleotides long. RefSeq names its product methionyl aminopeptidase 2 (gene METAP2). The transcript has 11 exons. Gene Ontology annotation, molecular function: metalloaminopeptidase activity. Lineage: Eukaryota; Metazoa; Chordata; Amphibia; Anura; Bufonidae. Gene Ontology annotation, biological process: proteolysis. Bases 1 to 1425 code for a protein of 474 amino acids. The record is from RefSeq and is a predicted model, not a curated record.